Colletotrichum spaethianum is the source of this 1461-nucleotide messenger RNA. RefSeq names its product UNC93-like protein. The transcript has 4 exons. The record is from RefSeq and is a predicted model, not a curated record. Lineage: Eukaryota; Fungi; Ascomycota; Sordariomycetes; Glomerellales; Glomerellaceae. The coding region runs from base 1 to 1461 and encodes 486 amino acids. Gene Ontology annotation, molecular function: transmembrane transporter activity. Gene Ontology annotation, biological process: transmembrane transport.
AUGGGCGAGAAAGCACCCGAGUCUGUCCCGGCGGCUGUCCAGGAUGGGGCUCCAGUCGCGCCUGUCAAGCGUGUUUGGUAUCACAGCACCCUCUUCAAUGCCUUCGUCAUUGGCGGAGUUGGCUUUAUGGCACCUGGUCUUUGGAAUGCGAUGAACGCUCUCGGCGCGGGUGGUGCCCAGGAACCAUUCCUUGUCAACGCCGCGAAUGCGCUUGUGUUCGGACUCAUGGGCUUCCUCUGCUUUUUUGGUGGACCCAUUGCAAACCGCAUAGGACUCUCAUGGACGCUUCUAUUGGGCGCGGUUGGUUAUCCCCUCUAUUCGGCUGGUCUCUACACCAACAAUCGCUUCGGCAACGUGUGGUUCGUCUUAGUUGGAGCAGCCGCUUGUGGUAUCUCUGCAGGUCUGUUUUGGGCGUCUGAAGGUGCUAUUGCACUGGGCUAUCCGGAGCCAUCAAAGCGUGGCAAGUACAUGAACAUCUGGCUCUGGUUCAGAACUGGUGGUCCUCUUGUUGGUGGUGCGAUCGUCUUGGCACUGAACAACAAUGCCGCCGCCAAGACGAAAGGCAAAGUUGGAUCCCAAACCUACCUGGUUUUCAUUGCUUUACAAUGCUUAAGUAUCCCUCUGGCACUUGCACUUUCGCCCCCUGAAAAGGUUCAACGAUCCGAUGGCAGCAAAGUCAUCAUCAAGGCCGAGAAGUCUUUCAAGGCUGAGUUUCAGGCGCUGCUCCGCGUUUCUAAGAGAAAGGAUGUUCUUUUACUGCUGCCAAUUUUCUGGGCUGCGUACUUCAAUCAGUACAGCGGGAACUUUCAGUCGUACUACUUCGGCGUUCGCGCUCGCGCUCUUAUUGGCUUCGUCAGCAAUUUUGGUACUCUUCUCUCGUCGCAGAUUAUUAGCACACUUCUCGACUACAAAAAGUUGAGCGUCAAGAAGCGCAUCAACUUUGGCUUCUACUACGUCAUUGUGUGGCACGUCAUCGCCUGGGUCUACGGAUGGGUCAUACAGGAAAAGUAUACCCGCAAUCCUCCUGCCUACGACUGGGAGGACAAGGGCUUCACCGAGGGCUUCUUUGUUCUUUUGCUUUGGGAUUUUGCUCGUCAGGCACUUCAGAACUGGCUCUACUACCUUUUGGCCACCAAGACAGACAAUAUCUCCGAGCUUGCUCGAUUUUCGGGCAUCUUGCGAGGCCAGGAGAGUUUCUCACAGGCCAUCUCGUUUGGUUUGAACACCAGAAAGUGGAAGGGAGGACGAGUGCCCUUGGCUGUCAACACCAUCCUUCUCGGUCUAGCUGUCUACCCUACAUGGCUUGUUGUGAGAGACCAUGUUCCGAUCGAAGAAGACAAGCUUUCAACUGUUGAGGAGCAGUCACAAACGGGCGAGAUUGCCGAAACAAGAUUGUCCGUUGACGAGAGAAAGGAGUUUGCCAUUGGUCAGACAGGUCUUGGAAGAGAUGCAAAGAUGUGA